This is a messenger RNA of Funneliformis caledonium, 364 nucleotides long. Lineage: Eukaryota; Fungi; Glomeromycota; Glomeromycetes; Glomerales; Glomeraceae. The record is from the annotation of a GenBank genome assembly.
AUGUCUACUAUGUCUAUGUCUUCAGUAAACCCUUCCUCCCUUAAACCAAAUUCUUUCAAUGAAGCAGAAAAUAUUCGCGAUCCACUUGAAUUUCGAAAGAAAAAGGAUCAAAAUAUAAGGAGGACACUAGGUUCCAAUUUAACUUCAAUUGAUAGAUUUACGGGUGCAAGUUCCGGAAAGGGUCCAAUAUACUAUUUGGUGCGUCCAAAAGAGUUACGAGAUGAUCAUCCUGUAUGGCAUUAUUUCUACUUGUGUACUUUGAUAUUUGCGGCAUUCGUGGCGUUAUUCGUUGGACCUGUUAUGUUUGGAAUGUUAGCAGCAAUUGGGGGCAUUGGAACUCCAUUUAUUUUAUCAAUUAUGGGAA